AGGCUCAAUCUGAGCCUCCUCCGCCGCCGCGUGCACAUCCUGCCAGGCCAAACCCCACCUUCCCCGCGCGGAGCCUGGAGGGCGGCAGCCGAGCUCCGACCGUGCCUGGCCGAUGAGCAAGUAGCAGGGCGUGGGGAGGUGCCCGCUUGCCCGAGGAGGGAGCGGACCAGAAGCGGAACUCCGGCCUGGCAGAAGUAAGUGGCUCUGGGCGCUGGAGAUUUCCUGCAAUCCGAUUAGGAGUUGCUAAUUCCAGCCCCUCCCGCUGCUGGCAGCAGGGCCUCGGGAUCCCCCCCCCCCCGGCGCCGCCACCAGCCCUGCCCCGAACUUUCCGGCACCAGGCCAGGUAAGCGACGGGCCGGGGGGGAGAAUUUGGCGUCUCCAUUACUUGCAAGAACUUGGAGGAAGCCAGGGAGAUCUUACUUGCUUUUUAGUCCAGGGAGAAGAGUGGUUUUUUUUGGGGGGUGCUCCUUUUCUGUCCUUAGUUAAGGAAGAAUGUCUAGGGGAGCAGCGACCUUCUCUUAAAUGCUGUCUGGGGGGGGGGGAUACUCGAUCUACCUCAAAUCUCCGAUCCAGCAUUUUAUACCUUGUAUGUAUGGCUGGAAGCAGAUCUGGGUGGGCGCCAAUUUAUGUGUAACGCUCUGCACGGCCUGGGCUGGGCCAAGCCAGAAGGAACAAGCAGGAUCAGCCUGGGACUCUGGAAGGGGAAGGCGCAUUUGUUGGAGGAUCCCUUUAAAGCUAGCCAGCCCACUGGCUAAACUCCCUGGGGAUGCCCUCCCUACACCCCUUGCGCUUCUCCAGUAAGCUUGUGCAGUGAAAUGCCGGGUCUAGAGAGAAUGAUCAAACGCUGCUUAUCUCCUAUCUGAUUUUUCUCCUGGUGUACCUUCUUUUUUGGGAAUGAAGCCAAGCAACGGGAGGCGGCCUGGGAAGAGCAUCCUGUCUGUACCGAUAUAUUACUGAGCAAUUGGGAGAAUGAGCCUGUGCUUUGUAGCACAAAGCAGAAUUAUUAGCAUUCUGGGCUUAGUAGCUGGGUUCAUAUUCAGGACAGGGUCAUAGCAGGGAUAGUCAAUGUUGUGCCUCCCAUACGGACUGCAGCUCCUAAAACCCCUGACCAGUGACCAUGUUGGUUGGGGCUGAUGGGAGUUGGGAGUCCAACAUGAUCUGGAAGUAGGGCUGACCCAAGGUAUUUUGGCUCCUAAGGCAAGCCAGAAAAUGGCACCCCACUCCCUACCAGGGAAGAAGGGGUGUGUGGAGAUCUACAUCAGGAGCAAGGGGAGGAGUAAAUAUCUACAUUGGGACCUGCUGCUCCUGUGGAUUUGCCGCCCAAGGCAGUUGCUUCACCUUGCCUCAUGAGUGGACUGGCCCUGUCUGGAAGAUGUCAUGUCAAGACGCCUCCUUGUUAGUUCCUUGCUGUUUUUAAUUGAUGUUGUCUGUGCACUUCAGGAGGUGAAGCACUGCUGAGGUCUCUCUGGGACCGCCUCUCUAUAUUGCACAUAAGAGCACCCACGUUUUUCAUCUGUAUUGAUGAUAAAAACAUAAGAAGAGCCCUGCUGGAUUAAUCCCAAAGGCCCAUCUGGUCCACCAUCCCGUUCUCACAGUGGCCAACCAGAUGCCUGUGGGAAGCCCCUAAACUUCAAAUACUAAUUUGAAGCACUAAACUAGUAGUUGGAGACCUAAAAGUUUAAAGAAGUUAAUAGCUCUUGCUUUGUUUACUUAUUUCUACAAGCAGAGAGCCUUUCACUUCUAAAGCCAACCACUAGCCUCUAAUCUGGCCAGUUUAAGAUGUCCUAAUAGCCACUGUUGACUUAUGUCAUAGUUAUGUCCUAUAUAAACAACUAAAUACGUGCUUGAAGUAUCAGUGGAAAAAUCUCACUCUACUCCUUGGACUGUGCAUCUAGGCAUCCAAAACUGGCCACUUUUUAUGGACUUGGAGGCAGUGGUUGAUGACUAAUAGUUUCUCUUUGGUAGAUAGAGCCCAAGGCCAAGGUCCUCCACUGUUGUGUAGGAGCACACAUAGGAUGGCCAUGCUAAACUGUAGUCUGUUUUUUCUUACAGUCAAUACAGAUUCCCAGUAUCUGUUGGGUUUCCAUGGAGUUGUGCUGCUGACUCCUUCAGCCUGACCCAGCUAAACUAGCGUCUUCCUGCCCUACUUCUCAGGGCUGGAGUAUAGGACUACAGUUCCCAACAGACCCAGACAUGUUGGGAGUUGCAGUCCAAGAACAUCUACAUGUCACCAUAUUUGUUCCCCCCAUGGUCUCAUGUAGCUACUGCAUUCUACUGUGUUCCUCAUGGAUGCUUUUGUUCUCAUGCUGAGUGUUCUUCCCCCCCCCUUCACUUUUGUGGCUCUGGAACAUGAAGUACUUUGGGAUGGCUGGAUGCAGCUCAUGGCUGCUCUUUGAGCUCUGCUGGAUUUACUGUGGCAAUCUGGAGCUUUUCCUUUUCGCAUAUCUAGGAGGAAUAAACAUGGGGCUUACUGUACUUGCACUGAUAGGGUACCUCCAUAACAUUAAAAUGGAAGCUGCUGUGGAUUUUCCUCCUGCAGUGUAAGCCAAGCUUCCUCCUGACUUGCCAGUGUAAAUGACAGUCAUACACACUAGUUCAUUCAAUAGUCACUUUUCGCUCUUUACCAUGUUUUGACUAGGCUGCCACAUUUUGAUUUUUUUAUUGUCAUUCAUUGAAAGUUUUGUUUCCCCCUUAAUUUGUUGAAAGAUUUAAAAGGUUUGCAAAAUACACUUUGGGAAUUUGGAGGAUAGGGAGGAACUGGGGAAGCCAUCUUAUGCUGAGUCAAACCAUUGAUCCGUCUAGUUCAGAAUUGUCUACACUGAAGUGCAGCACUUCUCCGGGAUUUCAUAACAAGGAUAUUCCCAGUCCUACUAGGGAUGCUCGGGAUUGUACCUAGGGCCACCUGUUGAUGCUCUGCCGCUGAAACGUGGUUUGUUGUGCCAUAGACACCAGCCAAGCAGUGCUGUGCAGUCUGCUGCUGCUGCAAAAGUGUUGAAAUGGAUUUUUCUGAUCUUGGCACUGGAGAGAAAAAUGACUUUAAUAUAAUGGAAGGAGUGUACUUGCAAAACAAUCUGCUGCUGAAAUGCUUUGUCUGUAUGCACCCCUGAAGUGUUGGGGUGGAGGGAAAACCUUAUGUCAAUGGUAGCUUUGAUCAAGACCAGUCCUGUUUUGAUUUGGCUGCAGUUAUGGAGUCUUGAUUUAAAGUGAAGCAAUACACUCCAAGAAGCACUGGGUGGGUGCUUCAUACCACCGCCUUAUUCCAGAGGUGCCUUCUUCCAGAGGUUGUCCAGAGUUACUGGACAACAACUCCCAUCACUGGACAACAACUCCCAUCACCCCUGACCAUUGACCAGGCUGACUAGGGCCAACAGGAGUUGGAUUCCCAACAGCACCUGAGGGCACCACGUUGCCUAUCUCUGUCACUAGAAGAUCUAAUGCAAUCCAAUGAAUCUAUAUUAUUUGCCAAGGAAGCACAAGCACCCAAACUAAAUUAUGCAAAUUAUCUAACAGUCAGUAUAAGUUUAUUGUUCUAGCCAAAAGCUAUGACAAACCUGCAGCAUCAGUACCAGUAAAACAAUACAGAGCAUAUGUCCAUAAUAUGAGCCAGCACCCAUGAUGUAAGAGAGAGGUUGCCGGAAACAACAAACUUAAAUCCAGCUUGAUUUCAAAUCAAACCUUUGAAUCACCACAACAAUUUAUAGUGAUUUUAUCUAACUCCCCUUUCCUGUUUUUUUGGUUUUUUUAUUUGUAGCCAGUGCAUAGAGGGACACUCUGUGUUUUACAAAGCUAUUUUUGUUGCUCAAGGGAACCGGACCAUUUCUGCCAGGGUGUACCUGCUUGCUUGUGUUCAGGGGGUGCUAACUUGAAUAAAAUAUGGGGGGCAGGUAAGUCCCGCCCCGCAUAAUCAAUCACAUGACACAGCACACGAACACCAUUUGAAUGGCAAUGCCCAUCAACUGCGGGGGGGGGGGGACCUCAGCCCCAUCAAAUAUUUUAUUGGGGGGUUGAAGCCCCCUUGGCCUCUAGGAGUUGGCGCCUAUGCUUGUGUUUAUGAAAAUUAAUAAUAUCUGCAUAUAUUUCCAAAUUUAUUGUUCUUCCAGCAUUCAGGUUUCCGAUCUACUGGACCUUUCUCCUUUUAUUGAUUGGGGGGGGGCUGAGAGUUGGGCUGACUAAAACAGGCAUAGGCAAACUCGGCCCUCCAGAUGUUUUGGGACUACAACUCCCAUCAUCCCUAGCUAACAGGAGCAGUAGUCAGGGAUGAUGGGAAUUGUAGUCCCAAAACAUCUGGAAGGCCGAGUUUGCCUAUGCCUGGACUAAAAGCAUGUGGUAAAUGGAACCUGACUGGACACCAUCAGCACAUUCCUGCUUUCCUCUGCAAUUGUGAGGGCUUUUUAAAGAACAAGUGCUGUAUUGUAUGAGCUAGCUGAUAUCUACCAUGUGUACUAAAUCUGUAAUGUCCAUGUUAUCCCCAGUUGUGUGGGGUGCCAGCAAUCAGGACUGAGCCACUGGAAUGGACUGCUUGACUAUUGCUUUCCCCCUUCCCCUUAUAGGAUGCUCUGGUGGCAUUGUGACCGCCUUCUCCUUUGAGCGGUUCUGUGUAGAAGCCCUUGGCCCAGGGUGUUCGUGCUGCAAAGGAGCUGGGAAAGCAGGAAGCAAAGUGCUUCUUGCACUGCAGCAGGCGCCUGGUAUUAAUCCCGGAGGGUGGCAGGGAGCCAAGACCUUCCCAAAUACAGCAGAAUGGUGUAGUGACUGAAGAGCUGGAGGCCAUCACUCUGCCUGAGAAAAUGCAUUGUAUUCUAGCGGUUAGUUGCUAUGUCUUCAGUGCUAGAUAAUCUGGGAGCUGCCUGCUGACAUAGCUGAAAUAACUUGCAGAUCACUGGAUAUAGCUUACAGCUGUUGAUGUUUCUGUCUCAGUUUUUUAGGUGUAAGGACAGGCGGCAUUUCUCUUGGGGAGGAGUGGGAGGCAGGCAGCUUCUGCAUCUGCUUGGGCUGCUCUGUGUCACAGCUCCACACUCCCAUCAUUUUCUCCAUGGCCAUCUCUAGCUCAUGCACAAGAUUUUGCUAAAUGCCAGCUCAUGCAACCCAGCAAGUCCUCCAAGGGCUAAGAACUGUUUCUUGGACUGUACCACUUAGGCUGCAGGUGUCAGUCCUCCCUGCAGAUAUUAAAGCAUGUAAGAAAGGAAGCUGUGCUGAGUGGCAGGCAGUGUUUCACCUUGAGGAACAUCUUGAAUAUCCUUCCCUCCCUGGAUUGACUCUAGACAGAUUCUGCUUCCGAUGAAGGUCUCGGUGUUUGGACUUGAAUGUCAUAAAGAGGCCCGCAGCUCAGAAAUCUGCAGCCCAAUACAACCCUUCUCACAGAUCAGAGUCCUGGUAGCUGGUCAUUUUGGGCUGGCACAAGGGGAGAGGGAGAAAGCGAGGAACUCGGGACUUGACCCUGCUGCCAGUGCUGCAGAGGAACGCUGCCUCUGGGAAACUGCGCAGGACUCUCUCUGCACUGGGAAUUCAGAAGUACCAUUUUUAGUUUGCAUGUACAGCAGCAGGAAAUUGAAGUAGCAGGAAAUGUUUUCUUUCUGCAAAAUCAAAUGAUUGUGCCAGCUAUGUGAAACCCAUUUCAAAGCUGCAUGGUCAAGAGAGUGUGCUGAAAGGCUGAAGGGAGCGGCAGGGAAAAGAGGGUAUCCCUUUCCAUUUUGCAAAUGUUUAGAAGCUGAUUAAGCACUGGCUGAUCUGAUUGGCAGAGUGCCUGGUUUGGGGGAAUAUGGGAGACUGGGAAAGUGACUGAAUUAAACAAUCCAAAAUAGUAGCCGUAUGCUAGGACUUCAGAAAAGCAGGAAGGCCUUUUCUGGUUAUAGUAUAUAGACUAUAGCACUUGAUCUCUUGUGGGCAGUGGGGGGAAGUGUGACUUUGGGUUGUUGUUUUUUACAGAGGAUGGGGGUUUGUUUGUAGGGCCACUUUAAACCUUCUUAAUCGGAACUGAUCGUCCACACAAGGCAGUAUUUUGGAAACUUGGGGACUUAAAGGAAAAACAUAGAAUCGGCUGUUUGUUUAGUAAAACUGGGCAUCAAAUGAUGGGUUGGAUUUGGGAUCCUGCCCUUGUGGGUGCCUGCCCCUUGGUCUCUAACCCCUAUCCAGACAGUGCCUUGGGAAUGAGUCCAGUGAGUGUGUACAAGAUGCACGAAGGAGGAGAGAGGUGGCCCUAAAACAGGCAUAGGCAAACUCAGCCCUCCAGAUGUUUUGGGACUACAACUCCCAUCACCCCUGACCACUGGUCCUGUUAGCUAGGGAUGAUAGGAGUUGUAGUCCCAAAACAUCUGGAGGGCUGAGCUUGCCUAUGCCUGCCCUAAAGCAUCUCCUGUCAUCUUCUGCCUCCUUGCACUGACUUAAGAAGCAAACAUACGCUGAAAGACGCAUCGCAUCCAAGGGGAAAAGCCAUAGCUCAGUGGCGGAGUGCACACUUUGUGUGCAAAAGGUCCCAGCAUCAACGCCCAGCAUCUACAGGCAGAGCUAGGAAAGGCACAGUCACUGCCAGUCAUUGCUGGAUGAACUAAGGAUGUGAUUUGUUAUAAAGCAGCUUCCUGUUAUCCACAUUGCCUCUUCCUAUGGUUUUCCUGGAUGUCAGGCAAAAGACCAGAACACAGGUCUGCCAAGUUCACCCCUAGUGGCUGUACCACUUGUAAAACCCCAUGGCACCUGCCAGUAUAGCCAAAGCCAGGCAACAUUUGUGGUAAUGGCAAUAGGCAGCUGGCUGACAUUUUGUUAGGUUACUUAUACUUCCGUGAGAAAAUGAGGAAAGACACAUUCUCAUAAUACAGGAAUUGAUAGUGGAAAAUGUAAAACACGAGAAGUUACAUAUAUGGGUCUUUUACCUUACCACCAUGUUUGCAGACAAACUUUUUGUUGGUGAAACACUUGUGCCUUACAGCAAUAAUAGCUACUGAGUUGUGCUCUGGGAACCAACAGAAGCUAACUGUGCUAAUGUGCAAUUAAAAUGUGCUACCUGCAUCUAUAAAUACUGCCAGCAAUUGGUUGCUGAUAUGAUACCAGUGUUUCUAAGUACUGGCAGCAAUGUAACUGGGAGAGGCUCUAUAAGGAAGGUGAGCAGCUGUUUCAGCAGUCUGCCAUUAUAGCACCUGAAAAGUCUUAUUUGUCAUAAAAUCAAAACAGUUUGCACUAUCAGAACAGAAUUUGACCCGCAAGAGGGAGAAAUCUGACCUAAUGGCAAGAACCUAGCAUUCAUUAUUUCUUUUAACUUUGUGAGAUGUUGAAGUUUGUUUAAAGGUUGGAUAAAUAUUCCAGAGCUAUUUUUGUAUAACUUUGCAUUAGAGUUCAUCCUGGAGAAAUAUCCUCCCUAUUUAGCCAUUCUGAUACUGCAUAAUACAUUCUUAAAUUAAGACAGUUUACUCCUCCUCUGCUAACAGGCUUUUGUACAGUUGAGGUUUUUCUGUCUUUCUAGAGAAAUGCCAUUUUUGCCUACCCAAAGAAUGGCAUUUAUUUAUGAAGCUUUAUUAUUUAUGUUUCACCUGUUUAACAGAAUAUUGACCUAGAGACUAACAAUAAACAGAAAAUAAAUCAAAAUAUAAAUGAAGACAUAUUGAAAAUGCAUAUUGAAAAUGCACAUACCUAAUAAAUAAACAGCAGAAAAAAAGACAGCAGUAAUAUAUGCAAGCACUCAGAUAAAAGCAGCCAACUGAUAGACUGAAAUACAACUGAAAAGAAAAAGUUUUUGACUCCCAGACGAAUGCCAAGAGUGGGGAAUCCAGUGACUGAGAGUGGCCAUGAAAAAGCUCCUUUUUUUGUCUAUAUAUUGUGUCAAAAAUUCAAGGCUAUUGUGGAAAUCAAUUCUAGAUCCCAUUUUAAAGGAAUCAUUAAACUAAAAGGGAUGCAAUUUGUGUCUUGUUGGCCAGAUUGACCCUUCCCUAGCAGAACAGCUUCCUGACAGAAAAAUGGCUGCAGUCUAUGACAAUGUGCAUUUGUAGGAGGGAGAAAGGGAGCUGCACUACGUCUAUGUGUGGCAAGUGUUUUCAUGUGCUGCAACAUGCUACAAGUGCACUAUACACAAGGGUAAGUGUUAGUGUAUGGCGGCUAAGUCAUAAGCGAGCACAAUAUAUGAGACAGAAGGCGUUUUCCUGCUUGUGUGGCAGUGAGCUAAGGCCAGGUGUCGUAACUUAAUGCUUCCAAGCUUUUUAAUGCGUGAGUGAAUUUGUAUACACCUUAACUUUUCUCUUAAACAAAGAGGUGGGUGCUUUUUGUUUUGUUUUUGUUCCUUCAUACUUAACAAGUGUACGGGGCUGGAGUUAGUCUACUUUGACUUGCACUGUUGCAUAAUGUGUCUCUUUCUUCUCCCCCACCCUUUCCAAGCCACUACUUUUUGUCAGCUAAUAGCACAGGGUUUCCCUCCUACAUAUUGUUCUCAAAUAGUUUCCUGUGUGCUGGCUGUCGCAGUUGCUUAAGAUAACUUCAGCCAUCCGUUCUGAUAGGGGGCUGCCCACAGGGCCAUGAAAUGACAGGGAGUGGGGCCUGGCUCUGUCACAGGAUUGUUCCAGGAUCCUUUCCUGAAUUUUCAGUUUUAAAAGUGUCUGCCUGCUCCUUUCACUUUAGAUUGUGGUUUCUGUAAAGUUUACAGAAAUGUAAAGGGGAAACAUGCAGCGUUCUAUCCAAAAGAGCUCAAUAAGAAGAAAGCUUGCAUUUUCAAUGUUAUGACCCACAAAUGCAGCCUGGUAGCGUAACAACAAGCAUGUGGCGCUUGAUUUUAAUAAAACCAAAACAGAACACAAAUGUAUUAUUACAAUUAUUUCAUAAAUUAAGGGUUUCAUCCCAUACUUAUGCCCGCUGAGGGGACCUGGGAAGUGGCUUAAGUACCAUAUUGGGAGGUGAUCCAGUCACAAGCUUCCCAUCUCAUGUGCCUCAGUUUUUCUAUGUGCCAGACCUUGGUCCUGUGGCUGAGGCCAGCAUUAGGGACACCCUGUAUCUGAGGGGGACACACAUCCAUGUCAUAAUUGUCUAAGUGUGCUUUCUGUUAGCAGACUGACUUCUUUAGAAUAAUGAAACCACAGAUCAGGAAACGGUUGCUAUGAUGAAUAUGAAUGUGCCUGGUGAUUCCGUUUCACUCCGCCCUGCCCAGUGAGUCAGAGAAAGAGCGAGAGAAUGACUGCUCUGGUCUGCAUGGAAAUAUGCAUACCUUGUGGGGUGAGAAGUUGUGUGAACUUGUUUUUUGUGACUUUUACCCUGGUGUAAACUAGUUUUCUCUCUCAUGAUAGCUGCCAUGAAGUCCCAACAGUAUGCUAGAGGCAGUUAAACCUUGGUAAGAUAUUUGCUGACAUCGAAUAUAUUGCCCCAAAGCAUAGUUCUGAGGUAAAUUUGACUUUUGUCUUUCAGAACAAGCAGCCUAGAGGGGUAUGUAGAAUGCUUGAACUCAGCUGGGAGUAACUCUGUGACAAAUGUUGUUUUUGAGUGUGGAAAGUUCUGGUUUGUGAAGGGUGGCUUUGUUUGUCUUCCCAUAUAGGAAACUAUGUGUGUCAAAUGCAUGUACAUCGAGGAUCUAUUUCACUAUGUGAAUGGAAGGCGGAGCCGGUGGUGGAUUCCUGUAGCAUGUAGAUGUACAGAUAUAUGUGCACACAGUGAAAUGGGCACAUCUUCAUGUGGGUUGCAAAAUACUGUAAUUUCCACACAGGCAGUAGUGAAUCUCUACCAUUUACACAGGGACCCUGUGGCCCUCCCAAUGAUCUUGUACUCCAGCUCCAAUCAUACCUGACAAUUGGUUAUGCUGGCUGAGGCUGAUGGAUCUUUUUGCAUUAGAAGAAAAAGCGUUUUUAAAAAAUACAUUGUCCCAGAAUGCUAGCUGAAUAAUGAUGACAGCAUCACCUGGAAAAAAUACAGCAACUAUGCCACUAUCAAUGAUAAUGCUCCCAGUUGCUGGACAUCGCAAGGGGGAGAGCGCUGUUACACACAUGUCCUGCUUGUUAGCUUCGCAUAGCUGUUUCUCACCACAAGAACACAAUGCUGGGGUGGAUGGGCCACUGGCCCGAUCCAGCAGGACUGUGAACCGCCCUGAGACCUCCAGGUAUAGGGCAGUAUAUAAAUUCAAAUAAUAAUAUGUUGAGUGCAAUGUUUCUCAAACUUGGGUCCUUUGCUGUUGUUGGACUACAAUUCCCAUCGCCCCUAGCAAGCCAGGACCAGUAGUCAGCAAUGAUGGGAGUUGUAGUCCAACAACAGCUGGGGACCCAAGUUUGAGAAACACUGGUUAAGUGGGAUUUUGUGACUCGAGUAUCUAUUACAUUUUCUUUCUUUCUUUCUUUCUUUCUUUCUUUCUUUCUUUCUUUCUUUCUUUCUUUCUCCCUCCUAGGGUGUCUUUAUCUUCUAAAGUCUGCCAAAAAAACCCCAAAAAAACCAAACUGAAACAUAACCCAGGAAAUUUGGAAGUCAGGAUGAUGUAAAUAUUUUCAUGCAUAUACAAACACAUCUGUUUUGCAUGGUAUUUCACUAACACUUGGUUACCAAAGAGUGCUUGCAUUUCUCUGUAGUCUUUUCAGGCUUCUGAGUUAGAUGUCUGAGUGUGGGGUGACUGGUGGCACUCUUCCCAAAACGCUCAUCUUGUCAGAUGAGCUCUAUUUGCUUCUUUGGUUCUCUCACUCCUGCCAGAGCUGGGGCUUCUGGGAUUUCUUUUUGCUGGGUCUGCAGGCAUUAUUGUCUCUGGCCUACAGCUGUGCGCAGCUGGAAGUCAUCUUCUUGUGGGCUGCCCAGAAUGUCCUAACCUGAUCUGUGCUCAGCCAAGGGUGCCCCCGGGCUGUGGUGAGAGCCAUUUGCUGUGUUGCAUGGCCUGCAAGCCAGUGUGGUGCAUUUGUCUUCGCAUGUGUGGAGGAGCCCAGGUGCAAAUCACAACUUGGCCUCCAAGCUGGCAGAAGGCAUGAAAGUGGAUGACCUAUUUCUUGGGUUGUUGUGAAGGAAUAUUGAGAGGACUCUUUCUGUGUGUGAUCCUGAGCUCCUUGUUGAAACAGUGGGGUAUAUAAAUGGCUGGGAGUAUCUUUGACAAAUACACCCAACUACAUAGUUCAACCAACGGACAAAUAUUGUUCACAAGAGCAUGAAGGCUUAUUCAGUCAAUGCAUUGCCACCUGUAGUCUGGAAGAAUAUCUCCGAUUUGGUGAUUUGCCCUCCCCAGUAUGCAGAACAAAAUGGAGACCCCCCCCCCCCCGCCGCCAGAAGACAGUACUACUGUUUUGGUUUUUCCUGAUUAGCCAUGAGGAUUAGGACUGUUUUAAACUGUUUUUCAGUCUUUGGCUUGUUUUUUUCCAAACUAUAUCUUAUAAAUAGAUAUUGCACUUCCUUGUUUUACCUGAAACGCAAGACAGGAAUUUUAAAAUCUAUAAUCAUAGAAACAUAGAUGCACAUGCUGGAUACCCUUAAUCAGCUUCAGUAAUCUGUGUCUCAUCUCACAGUGGAUUUUUAUUUUGGAUUUUAGGAGUGUUGCUGAGGUAUCCGUUGCCCGCGCCCUGCUUGCUGUGCCAUGAUGCCUUUUGGAGGAAUGGCUGCCAAACUAGAAUGGAACCGUUUGCGAGCUGAGGGUGUGGGCCAGCACAACAAUGCUGUUAAGUUCCUCGGCCAAGAUUAUGAGACCCUGAAGCAGCAAUGUCUGGAGAGUGGCACAUUGUUUGAGGACCCGCAGUUUCCUGCCAUCCCCUCAGUCCUUGGAUUCAAGGAACUGGGGCCAAAUUCUUCCAAAACCCGCGGAGUUCGCUGGAUGCGUCCUUCGGUGAGUAUCUGCUUGAAGGGACCCUCGGAGGACCACUUUGACCUGCUGUUCUGCAUUCUGUUAGCAGCUUUUAUUAAAAGCCUCUUUGUUCAUGGAUCCAACUCUAGCAUUUAUUAUCAUUAUUAUUUGCUUCUGGUGGCCUCUAUCCAUCUUCUAAUUAGUCCCGCUUUUCUCAUUUGGACCUCUUGCUUUGCCCCUUCAAUAAAUUUUAGUUGAGUCUGGGAUCCAGCCCAACUUUAAAUGCAUCUGAGCUUGCAGAAGACCGCCUAGUCUGCAAAAGGGGUGGAGAAAUGCCAGACAACCAAUUUCCACACUUGAAUAUUCACUACAAUAGAACUCUCUAGAGUUCCCAGCAGCUUCCUGUGUAUCUAUGGCACAGGCCCAUGUUUUGGAGCCAUUAUUUAGUUGAAUAGGAUUAUCCAUUUUGCUUCAAGGUUUGGGGUAUGUAGCAACAUUUAUAUGCAAAGUCUCCCUCUAAGCUUUGGUAUGGCCUGGUUCUUGGUGAGGAAAAAGUAGACUGUAAUAGGGCAUAGGAAGAAAUCCUUUGAUACAAGCAUAUGAGAUCUGCACAAGCUGGUGCAAACCAAAUCAUAGAUGAUGAUAUCCAGUCAGCUGUGGACUCACAGCCUUAAACAAACUGCUGUCUCACAUUCCCCAUCUAUUAUAAGGUGACAAAAAUGCUGGCCUGCAUACUGUAUUUUUGUGUGUAUAAGAUGCCCCCAAGAUGACUCCUAUUUUUUGGAACCCAAAAUUUAGAAAUUGGGCCAGAGCCUGAACCCAAGCCUGGGCCAUGAGAGCCAGAGCCCAAACCCUGCCCAGACCAUCUGCACCAGAGUCCGAGCUUGAACCCGAGUCCAGGCAGCCUGCACUCAACCCUGAACCCCUGUACAUUCACCAUCUGGGUAUAAGACAGCCCCCAAUUUUUGACUAAAAGUUUUAAGCAAAAAUUGUCUUAUACAUUGAAAAAUACGGUAUUUAUUGUAAACUUGGUACAGUCCUUAUGUUGAUAGACUAUUGUUUCCAUCAUCUCUGACCAUUGGUCAUGCUGGCUGGAACUGAUGGGAAUUGUAGCAUCUGGAGGGCCACAGGUUAGCCAGCUCUCUCUCCCCCUCUCCCCAACCCCGAAUGGAUAGAUGAGAGUGUAUUCAACUAAGUCUUUUUCAGAGUACAAAUUAAUGAACAUGAUUAUGUUGGGUCCAUUGAUUUCAAUGGGUCUACCCUGAGUAAAGCUUGUUUGAGAUUAUAGGUGGUAUUCAACAAGAAGAAAACAUUGUCUGCUCACAUUAAUCUUUUUAAGACAAUGAAUCCUGACUUAAACAUGUAUAUUAAUAUAAGCAAUCCACAUGUCUACUUGUUCACAUGUAGAAAGAACAAUGAGAUAUUCAGGAUGAGUGGUGGGUGUUUAUGCUUCCAGCCUUGAAGUAUAAACCUCCUUGCAGCCAUAAGGUUUUGCAGGUUCUGCUUCCGUUGCCCAUCUGUUAAUCCCCACACCACAGAAAUAUAAUUUUAAAAUGUGUGAACACUUGCAAAUAUCAAGGAUUUCCCCGAAACGAAAGUUAAAACUAAUGAUUUCUGGUCAGAAAAUAGAGCACCACAAAGCACAGUCAUAGUGUAUGGCUCAAAAAUGUAUUAUCAGCAUUAGAUUGCCAGCAUCUGCCUGAACUGGCCACCUGUGCUUUAAAUGGUCUGGGCGAUAGCAGCUGCCUGGCUCAACUGAACUCUGAUGCCAACCAUUCAUUACUGUACUUCAGUGCCAAACUGAACCAGGAGAUGUUCCAACAUAGAGUCUCCCUUUAACACCAGAAGCUUUCACAAGUAACAGAAUACUUCAUUGAAUGUGUUAGAUUUGGUUUCUAGAUUCUGCUGGUUUUUGUUUUUGUAAAAAAAAAACAAAAACAACCCACUCUCCUUUUUUCUUAUGGCACUUCAACUUUUUAUGUAAAGCACUGCAAAAAUAGCUCCUCAACAAAGAACUUGUGCAUUGUAUUCAUUUCUCACAUGCACAGUAAAAUAAAGGAAAAGAAAGUUGCAAGAAUCCGAAGAUUUGUGUGUGUGUUCUUAAACUCUCCAGAAUACAUUUAGACCAACCCAUAACCCAAGAAACCAGAGCAGGGAGGUCAGAGAGAGCAGGAGAUACUAAAAAGAAGAGCAGCACUGAAGUGGGAGAAAGGAACACAAUAUGGAUCUGAGCCAUAACAGUCUUUGCCUGUCUCCGUUUAAGGACGUUGCAUUCAUGUUGUGUAUUCAGUGCUCCCACUAUGUGUGUACGAGUAUUCUGAAGAACCCAGCCACAGUUUAUAUUCCAUUUUUCUUUCCUCUUUGCAGGAAAUUGUGGAUGACCCUCAGUUUAUCGUUGGAGGUGCUACAAGGACAGAUAUCUGCCAGGGGGCUCUGGGUGAGUAAUGUGUGUUUAUCCCUUGGAUUGAGAGGGGAGCUGGAGGCACCAUAAAUGAAUCUUAAGAGCAAGAAAGGAUAUUCCAAGUUUUCUGGUGAUUUCAGAUGAUGAGGAAUUUGCUGAUACGGAAAACCUAGAGAAGAAAUAAGGAUAUUAGGAAUCCAGGUCCACUGGGAAACUGAGGCUGCAUUCAGACAGCACUUCAUUCCUUCGCCCUCGUCGUCGUCCCCCCCCCCCCCCGGGCAAAGUUUAUGUGAUCUUUCACAUAACAUAAAAGCCACUUCUGGAAGUGCAGUGGAAGUUUAGUGGUCAUUCCCCUAUUAAUUGCUUCCAGGGAAAAUCUGUUUGCAACACCAUUAACUGGGGGGGGGGAAAUUGGAGGAUGAAAUUUGGGGUGGUAUGCCAACAUAACUACUCUUUCCUGCCAUUUUCGUGGGGGAAUCGUAGCACACAUGAGCAUAAAGGGUGGGAUUGUGGGAACAUGUCUGCUGUCUGCUUUUGUGUACCACUAUGCUUAUGGGAGUGAGUGGAAUUUAGUGUGACCUGGCAGUCAGUCAAAAAGCCACUGUUCCAUAAUUCAGCUAGCAAUGCAGUGUAAAAGGAAUGUCAGAAACUGGGACAAAAGUGUAACCAGGAAAACUGGUUCAGCAAUCCCCACAUCUGAAUGCAGCCUGAGUUGACAUCUGUUUCCUUAUUUAUCAGGUGACUGCUGGUUGCUAGCUGCUAUUGGUUCCUUGACUCUCAAUGAGGAACUUUUGCACAGGGUUGUACCCCAUGGACAAAGCUUUCAGGAGGACUAUGCGGGCAUCUUUCACUUCCAGGUAAGGCUCAUCUUCCCCACAGAAAGUGCUUCAAAGGAAAGCCUGUCUCACAGGUGGAUGGGACCCUAAGCUAUAGAAAACGUAAAGCUGCAAACAGAGGAAGCCUUGGCUAAGAAGUGGAGUUAUUCCUGAAGGGGAUAGUUGCCCUGUUCAAACCUAAUGUCUACUGUCCCAUUACCUCAACCCAAUCAGCAAAGCUCAUAGCUCAGUGGUAGAGUACAUGCUUUGGAUGCAAACCAUCAUCAGUUCAAGCCCUGGCAUCUCCAGGUAGAGCUGGGGAAGAACAUCUAAGACCUUGGAAAGCCACUGCCAGGCAAUAUAUAUUUUACUAAGGUGGUGUAGUCCUCUUCCAGUUUAGUGGUGGAGCCUAUUGAGCCUGAGCACCAUUCUCAAUGCUGCAGUACCCAAGGUGCAGGCUUCUUCAGGAGGAAGAGCAGGAUAUAAAUGGAGUUGUUGUUCUUGUUAUUAUUAUUAUUAUUAUUAAUAGAUGGAGUGAUGGACCAUCUUGCUAUGUUACUCUGCCUUACCUCAUUAUUAUUCUCCGACUUCUUAUUCUUCAGAUCUGGCAGUUUGGUGAAUGGGUGGAUGUAGUGAUUGACGAUCGGCUGCCAACCAAGGAUGGAGAGCUAGUGUUUGUGCACUCAGCAGAGUGCCAGGAGUUCUGGAGUGCUCUGCUGGAAAAAGCUUAUGCCAAGUGAGUGCUGCCUCAGCACAGGUUAUGCCCUUUUGUGUGUUUUUUCCUAGCAAGCCCUGGUUUGGAUUUGUUUCCGUUGUUCUUCAACUCACCACCCUCUGUAACUGGGCCUUCCGGUUUCCAGGAGGCCAGGUUUAAGGCUAGCCUACUAACCGCCAAUUCUCUUUGCCAUACAGGCUGAACGGCUCUUAUGAGGCCCUGUCGGGGGGCAGCACCACAGAGGGCUUUGAGGACUUCACAGGUGGCGUGGCAGAGAUGUACGAUCUCAAGAAGCCGCCUCGCGACUUGUGCAGGAUCAUUUCCAAGGCUCUUGAGAGGGGAUCCCUGCUUGGCUGCUCCAUUGAUGUAAGCAGUGCCCCAAAGAGGGAGCUUGUGGGAUGUUCCAGAUGUGGAAUCAAAGUGGGGCAGCAGAGGGAGAUCUGGCUUCCCUAAUCUGGAUCUGAUAUUUGUUCUGAGGCCAGGGAUUCGGUCAAUGGAAACCUGUCAGAAUAGAACAGUAGAAUAGACCCAAAUGUUAACUCAAGUCUCUGUUUGGCUGUGAAGUUCCAUUUCACAUGUUCAUCUGUAGCAAGAGACACUUGGUUGGUGCCCCCUUGUGUUAGGAAAGUGUACGGACAACCACCCUGUUUCAGGCAAAUACAGUACAGUUCAGGUUGCCAUUUUCUUUUAGUCUUUAGUUGAGUUCUUUUAAAAGUUAGAAAACAAUGACGUGAAAAACAGGGGCAUAUGAAUAGUCUUGUUAUGUGCAAAUUAGUCAGCUGCUGGUCUGAGAUCCAUUCUUGACUGAGCAUUGUCUGGGAUGUUUGCCAAACACACAUCUUUUAAUUACUCCUAUGUUUUUAAAAUGCGAGGAGAGAAAAACAACAUUGGUGACCACACACAAGUGCACACCAGUCUAAGCAAGAGAAAUGGAAUGGUGCCAAGUUGUGAAGGAGGAAUGCCUCUGAGCCAAGCAUCCUACGCAACAGCUUUUCCUUUCUCCAUACCCACUCUUAUUGCCCUGCAUGCCUGCUCACACAUUGUCCACAGGGUGACCUUCUAUAAAUGUCCAUUUGUGAGUUGUAAUAAGUCAUCCCCCCUCACACGCCCUACUGUUGUGGAGAAAAGCAGUGCCAAGUAAGCCAGAAAAAUGAAUGAGGGCUACAUUCCAUAUAUAUAUACACACUAUGAUCUAGUGGGCCAGAACUAAUCUGUACAUUAUCAGAGCAUUUACUUUUCACUGUUUGUGUAUUCUGAAUAAUACAAGUGGCCAGUUGGUGAAUAGCUUGCAGCUAAUCUAUGGAAUAGCUUUGUGUUGUAAAAUGGGGAUGGGUGAAGCUGCGGCCCUCCAGAUAAUGUUGAUUUCCAGUUCCCAUCAGGCCAGCCAGUGUGGCCAGUGAUGAUUGGAGUUGUAGUCCUAACAAGAACUGGGGGGCUGGAGGUUCCCCAUCCCUGCUAUAGAAUGUUGCCUUCAAAUGUGAAGAGCUGGUCUUCUCUUGUUGAAAAAGUAAAGAAAUCGACCUGGAUGUCGUCAGCACUCCCAGUGAUGUUUCACCCAUAGUUCUCUGUCAAGUUUCCAAAUAACAGUUUUCCAGAAGUCAAAGCCUACACCCACUAAAGGGCCCAUUUCCUAUGGAACCUAUGGAAACUGAGCACCUCUUGAUGUAGAUGCUGUAAUGCCCACAGUGUUACUGCAUGACUUUUGCAUCCUUCUGAAAUGAACAGGCUUGUAAGAGUUCACAGCCUCUUCAACAUUGUGAAUGAACUUUUGCCUGAGGCAACUAGGAUAUACAGGAACCAACACCAAGCUAUGAACUGCUGCUGGUACAUUGUGUUUAGCAGCCAUUUUAGUCUGUUGCCUUUUGGAGAGAGGGGAGGGUUAAGCCUUUUGACCAGUGCCAUAUAUCCUCUUUCUACAGAUCACAAGUGCAUUUGACAUGGAAGCCAUUACCUUCAAGAAACUGGUGAAGGGCCAUGCCUAUAGCGUCACAGGAUUGAAGAAUGUGAGUUUCUCUUCAGGGGGCUGUGGAGACCAAUUCAAGGGCUUUAGCCAUGUGUGUCGGUUGUCUUAAUACCUUAACUUUGACAGGUGGACUAUCGUGGCCGGCAGGAAGCGCUCAUUCGGAUAAGGAAUCCCUGGGGUCAAGUGGAGUGGACUGGAGCCUGGAGUGAUAGGUGGGUUGGACGUGUUCCUGCAGUGACAUUAGUAGAUGUCGUGCCCAACUGUGACAUCUGAUAGCGAUCCCAUUUAGGAUGCAUCCGGGUGACACUUAAAAAAAUGUUUCGCAAAUGCAUGUGCCAUCACUUGAACAUCAGGUGAUGAUCUGCAUGUGCAAUUAAGCCAUCACAGGUAGAAUUUCCAUCUCCUUUCUAACGCAGUGCUUUUUGAUCUAAUUAGCCAUCUAAUUAGAUUUUAAUUUGAUCCUGACUUGUUUUUAGGAGGUAAUUUGAUUAUUGUUUGAUUUUAUACCAGUGUUAUAUAUUUGAUGUUAGCCACCCUGAGCCCAGGGAAGGCGGGAUACAAAUAAAAGUUUAUUAUUAUUAUUAUUAUUAUUAUUAUUAUUAUUAUUGAAUCUGUUCAUCCAUGAGCUGGAAUGAAACAUCAGGUUAGGGUCAUGGGUAGCUGCCUAAUAGAGUCAGAUCAAUGGACUGUUUAACUUAGAAUUGUCUUCACUGACUGGAAGCAGCUCUCCAGGGUUUCAGACAGGAGGGAGAAUUGAACGUGGGACUUUUUGAAUGCAAAGCAUGGGCUCUACCACAGCCCUUUCCUGCUACCAGAUAAAAAUGGAAGGAGCAACAUGUCACUAAAAUUCUACUCAAUACUGAUCCCGAGUAGAUUCCAAUGUAUAGUUAAAAACUUAACACGUUGCAGGAUUCUCAAAAAAUAGACCAGAGGCAAUUUUAUUUCAUCCAGCAUUUGCUACUUGAAGGCAAAUGAGCAUAAUGGUCACAAAUCCAGUACGUUCAGGAUUGGCACUGUCCAUAAGAAAUCCAGUUGCAGCAGACUUAACUUAAACUUACAAUAACUUAUAAUAAGUCUAAACCUUAACACUGAGCACACUGUGUACAGAACACCACACCAGAAGGAAAAGAGACAGAAAGAGUACUUGAAACCCAGGCUCCUUCUGGCCUCUUAUUAUAGCCAGCAUGACCCUGAAGAAGAGAUAACAGAACCAGUUUAAACCAGCUGUGCUCGACUUCUCUGAAGGAAUAACCCAAACAUCAUGAACCUUCUGCUUGUUUCUUUCACACAGAGAAGCUUCAAGAACCCUCUUGAAUUAAUUAUAAUAGGAAAUAUCUCCACACAUCAGAUCAAUACUUUCUGUACUAAGAAAUGCAAACUGACACAACAUGAGGAGGACGCACAGCAUAACUAUCUUUCUGUUGCUAUCUUAGCUCUUCUGAGUGGAACGAAGUGGACCCCGAUCAGAGGGAAGAACUGCAGCUGAGAAUGGAAGAUGGUGAAUUCUGGUGAGUCCUGAGACUUGUGGCACUGUUUGUUCCUGGUGUGUACACACAGAGAGGCAUGCAGAUACCCCCAAUAAUUCCUAAUUCUGCAGUGGGAUAUGCAGAAGUGUUUGAUGCCAAUUAAUUUCCUCUUUAAAACAAAACAAAACAACAGAACAAAACACCCAUAGCUCCUUUCUGUUUGUACCCCAAAGCUGUUUAAAGAGUAGGUGUGGAAAGUGUUUUCUUUUGGCUUCAAGGAUCUUUAAGCAUUCGAGCAGCGUUGCGCUUGCCCUGCCUGAUUCUCCUCUCUGCCCUGUGACUUCAACAUAUCUUUUUGUCCCUGAAGGAUGUCUUUUCGAGACUUUCUACGUGAGUUUUCCAGGCUGGAGAUCUGCAACCUCACCCCCGACGCUCUGACCAAGGAUGACAUGAGCAGAUGGCAUACCACCCUCUUUGAGGGCACCUGGCGCCGAGGCAGUACAGCAGGAGGCUGCAGGAACCACCCAGGUAACAGCUGCUGCCUAUUCUUUGUCCGCCCUCUUUGGUGCUGAUGGACUAGUAAAGUGACUCCCACAUUCUGCAGAGGUGUGAUAUAUAAAUUCAUCAUCCUGGAGCCUCUGCUUGAGCCAUGAUUUGUAGCCUGAUGUCCUCCUCUCUGGAUGCCUUAGUUGUGGAAAACUACCUUGGGUUACCACUGUAGUUUCUUAAAAAAAGAAAUAGAUGAGGAAAGAUAGGAAGAAGUAGGAAAUCAAGAUGAAUACUGGUUGCUUUCAAAUCUUGAAAACCUUGUAGUAUAUUGUGAGGCUAGUUAUUUGACCAGUCAGAGGCUUUUAUUGACUCGUAGCAAACUCAAACAGUUAAUCUAGGUAUACAGUCACUACACACCAGUACAAAACAAACACAAGAUUGUGCACCAUCUUCCCUCCCCCCUUGCAGCUACAUUCUGGAUUAACCCCCAGUUCAAAAUCAAGCUCUUGGAAGAGGAUGAUGACCCAGACGACAAUGAAUUGGCUUGCAGCUUCUUAGUGGCCUUGAUGCAAAAGCACCGGCGGAAAGCACGUAAAGCUGGGGAAGACAUGCACACCAUUGGCUUUGCAGUCUAUGAGGUAACCCCACGUGGCUUCCUGGUGUGCCCUUUUGAGCAUCAUCACUUAAUAGGAGCGCAUUCCUAACCUUUGCCUGCUUUCUCUCUCUGUGCAGGUUCCUGAGGAGGUAUGCCCUGAGCCAACGAAACCCCAUUACUGAAUUGUGUGCGAGAAUGAAAUGGGUUGAGGCCACAGAGUGCUGUUCCCUAUUCUGGAUGGAAUCUGAAACGUGUACCUUCCUCCUGCUUGAUGCAAACAGAGACCCAUAAUGUUGUGCACAGCUCUUUGAUGGCUGCAGACCAAAUGGUCCAGGCUGUAUAGGUUCUAAGCUAGAAAGGGGGGGUCCAAUUCUGCACUGGAUGCAUCAACAAAUUAAGCAAAAUCAGUAAAUGUGCGGUGGUUGCAUGAUUUUAGAUGGGUUUGCCAGAUGCCUUCACGAGACUUUAAAGUGGGAUUGUAGUGCUUUAAAUGCAUGGUGUGAGUGUAUGUUUCUAGAUACACAUGUGAUGCCUAGGCCGUUGUCAUCAGAUGAAGGAGGGGGCUGCCCCUUUGCCGCCCUGUAUAAUAUACCUGAACUGUUUCCUGUCCCAGAACCAGGGCUGCCAGAGUAUUCACCUGAAGAAGGAAUUCUUCCUGAGGAACCAGUCUCGGGCACGCUCAGAGACCUUUAUCAACCUGCGGGAGGUGAGCAACCACAUCCGCCUGCCCCCAGGCGAAUACAUCAUCGUGCCCUCCACCUUUGAGCCUCACCAGGAAGCAGACUUCAUCCUGCGCGUCUUCACGGAGAAGCAGUCAGACACAGAGUGAGUCCAUGCCUUCGGUGUGAGCUACUAUCAUCUCCUAGGUCUUUGUAAGGGGUGUAUGAGCUUUCCUCCAGACUCAGCUGCGUUUCUGUAAAUUAGCUUGGAUGCCAGUUGACUUUUGGGGGGUUAAGAAAAGGAAGGCACUGAGCAGCAGAAUAUAUUCAUCUGAGCUCUAGAUGUUGGACAAAAGACUCAAAAGCUGGUUGAGGAAUAGACCCUACUUGUAUUCCACCCAAUGUCUUUAUCCUCACAGUGGCUUUCCAUGUUUUGCUGCCUGAGUGAGCUGCACAGCAAACUUCCAGAUACAGUGGUACCUCGGGUUACAUACGCUUCAGGUUACAGACUCCGCUAACCCAGAAAUAGUACCUCGGGUUAAGAACUUUGCUUCAGGAUGAGAACAGAAAUCGUGCUCCGGUGGCGCGGCAGCAGCAGGAGGCCCCAUUAGCUAAAGUGGUGCUUCAGGUUAAGAACAGUUUCAGGUUAAGAACGGACCUCCGGAACGAAUUAAGUACUUAACCCGAGGUACUGCUCUCUUGAAUGGGGACAGUCAAAGUGGAGAUGUGUCCUAUCAUAUCUCUUGCCCUUCUGCCAGGCCCUCCUCCAUCUUCUCAGACCUAGAGGCUUUCCUAACAGUGUUCUUUCUUCUCCAGGGAGCUAGAUGAGGAGAUCAGCGCAGAUCUGCCUGAUGAGGUAACACUCCAACCCAAAACAGGCAGUUUUAAGUGUCAAACCUCCCUCUUUUUUAAUUCGUGUGUGUGUGUGUGUGUGUGUGUGUGUGUUUGUUUGUUUUCUGCACAUUUCACUGUAUUUGGGUCUUAAAGCAGUUUACAAAAAGUGAAAACAAUACAGUGUACAAAAUUUAAAACAUCAAAGGUGAUAAUACCAAAACAAGUAUUCAUGGUCAAAUGCCUCCUGGAACAAAAUGGUUCUCACCAAGUGUGGGAAGCUUAGCAGAAACAAUGCCUGUAUGAUUUCUAGUGCAAGGGAGUUCCAUAGAGUUGGCUCGCUACAUUCAAGGCACGACUCCAGUGUUGGAUUAGGAGCUGGGAGAGCAGUGUUCGAAUUCCCACUUGGCCGUGAAACUCACUGGGUGACCUUUCAGCCUACCCCACAAGGUUGUUGUGGGGAUUAAAUGAGGAGAGGGGGAGCGAUGUAUGCCACCUUAAGCACCAAAGUUGGGCUAGGAAAGCAAUAAAUAAAUAAUACUUUGGUCCAUGGGGGGUGAUCUCUGUAAUUGGCUUGGGACAUAAAGGGGCAAGGCUGUUCUUAAGGUAUCCUGGGCUUUAGUUGCUCAGGACUUCGUAUGCCAGUACAAACACCUUGAACCUGGCCUGGUAGGAAAGUGGAAGCCAAUGCAGGUCUCUUAACCCUGCCUUUUCCCAUUAUCCAUCUAGCUGCAGCAAUCUGCUCUAGAUCAAGCUUUGAGAUGAGUCCCAAGGACAGCUCCCCAUAAAGCAUGUUGCAGUGAUAUAGUCUUGGGUUACUGUAUAAAUCACCUGCACAUAAUAAAAUACUUCGUUGAGCAUUUGGCUAAUGUCCCUUCACGCCAAUGUUCCUCCUUCUUAAAGCUACAUUUUAAAUCAUCCUUGUUGGUUAAAACAGGAUGGGAUGAAGCGUGGAGAAUUAAUGGAAGGGAGAAAGCCAGCUGAUGGAAAGCGAGAAGAUAGCAUUUAAUGAUGGGAGUGUGUAAGAUGCUGUCAGUGGUUUUUGAAGAUAGCUAGAGGGAAAAUUAGGUAGUCAGAGCAGUGCUUCACCUGCUGGUCCUGGUUUUUGUUUCCUCAGGAAGAGAUAUCUGAGGAUGAUGUGGACGAAAACUUCAAGAACAUGUUCCGGCAGCUUGCAGGAGAGGUAAGUACUGUGACUCAGCAUUCCUGUCAGUUUCUUCCCCCUUCAGUUGUGUGCAACGAGCAGGUAAAGUAGCACCAGUGGCUUUGACAAUGUGGAAGUGAGAAGGUGUCGAAGGAGCCUGUUCACCGUGGAAAGAGGACUUCACUUGGAUCAGAGACCUCUCUGAGGGAUGCCCCAAAGUCUCCUUCCUUCAACCUCAUCUACCUCACAGGGGUAUUGUAGAGAUAAAAUAAGGGUGACAGAGGCAUGCACAUAGAACUUGGAGAAUGGAGGAAAAGUUGAGGGGAAGCACAAUAGAUAAAUAUCAUUGAACAGAAGCAUGCUUGUGAUCUCUGGAGGAAGAUGGCAAUAGUUCAUUGGAAUAUGAAUUUGAGGCUGAAGGGCUCAUAGUCCGGACAAAUUUCCAUGACUACUUCAGUGACUUGGCCUUCCUUGAUGUUGUCCAGAACCAUCCCUUAAUACUAGGGAUGCUUGAAGAAUUUAGUUUCUGAAUUCUGAUACAAACUGAGUUUCAAAUCUGGGACUGAGUUUCAAAUCAGAAAGCAAUUGCCUUUCUGAUUUCACACUACUCUGAAUUUUGUGAUGCCAUUCUUGGCUCAAAAAACGUAUACCAAAACAUGUAAAUAAAUCUGUUUUGUACGUUUAGUAACCCAUUUAUUGAUGCAAAAUGCAUUUAAAUAUAUAUUUUGGAAUAAAAUACAUAUUUAAAUAUUAAUUUUGCUGUAGAUAAAAACAACAACACAGAAUUGCAGAUUGGUGUAGAAGCAGGGCACAGUGAACUUAUGAAUAGACAUGUAUGUGAAAUCAACAUGGAUUGUAGAUAGAGUGAUCCAUUCAUCCCUGUGCAUUUAUAGGCUGCCCGAGGUGGGAUCAGAGCCUGAGGAGUUAGGAGUGAGCUGCUUUUGGACCCCUGACAAUCUCUGAGCCAUGAAAUGCUCUUUUAAUGAUCUGCCUUCUCUCCCUUCCUCCAGGACAUGGAAAUCAGCGUCUUUGAGCUCCGAACCAUUCUGAACAGAGUCAUUGCCAGACGUAAGUGCUUCUUAUUCAGACUCCUGGCCUAUGCUGUGGAUAUCUCUGAACAUCCCAUCCAAGUGUAAUAACAGUGUGUCUCUUUCCUCCCUCGGCCAGACAAAGAUCUGAAGACGGAUGGGUUCAGCAUGGAUUCUUGCCGUAACAUGGUCAACCUGAUGGAUGUAUCCUUUCUGCUGAGAAGGGAGAAAUGGGGAGGGUUAUCUUGGUCAAAGAAAGUGGGGCAAGGAUACAAAUCUGCUCAUAGCAUAGAACUACAGGCAAAGGUAGUUUUGCGAGGGGGGGGAGUGUUAUUGUAUGAAGCUUAAUAGCCUAAACCUACUGACCAAGUUUGCACAUCACAAUAAGCUGUAGUUAAUGGUUAUCCCUGACUUCAUUUAAGUCUGCACCAGGGAUCAUGCUUCAUUUCAUUCCCCAAAACCCAAGAUUUGUGCUUAGCUUACUGAUUUGGAAACACCAAAAAGUAAGGAAUUGUGAUUUGUUUUCUCCAAGUAGAUGUGAGGAGGGAGAGAACAGCCUCUUAGAUGCUAACAUGGUUCCCUUUAGAUAUUGUACUACAGCUUCCAUCAGCUCCUGCCAGCAUGGCUUCUGGUCAGGGAUGGGAGUUGUGUAUACCAUUACCUAUGUGAAAGGAGCCCCUGUGGCCUCAUGAUGUGUUCAUCAUUUACGAAUGCAGAGUAGGACAACUUUUGAGGUAGUUGCCUCUUUAUUCCUCUUAGUUGUAGACAGGCAGUUGCUUGCAAUUGUGCAGCCUCUGUGUAUAGUUUGUCCUAGCCCUAUAGCAGGCCAGAGACUUAUUGUAACUUGCAAUUGUUCGGAUAUUGUGGGAGCCGAUCUGUGUUAGUUGAAGGUCAUGCAGAUUCUCUGGCUUAUUCAUGGUCGCACUGCUCACAGAAGUGUAUUAGGCCACUGUAUUUUGUUGCAAUUCCCCUCUUCAUACACGUGUGUAAUUAGUGUGUGUGUUGUGAGCUGUGCUUUGGAGGCAGUUGUCUGCUUACAUUAGACACUUCAAUGUGUCAAAAUCUUGGGAGCAUUCAGCCAACAAGAUAAAUGUACCAUGAGGUGGGCCUUAUUUUAUCUUUCUUUUCCAAAUAAUUUUUAUUAGUUAUCCAAAUUAAUACAGUGGUACGUCGGGUUACAAACACUUUGGGUUACAAACUCCGCUAACCCGGAAGUAGUACCUCAGGUUGAGAACUUUGCCCCAGGAUGAGAACAGAAAUCGCGCACCGGCAGCAGCAGGCGUCCCCAUUAGCGAAAGCGCACCUCAGGUUAAGAACAGUUUCGGGUUCAGAACGGACCUCUGGAACGAAUUAAGUUCGUAACCCAAGGUACCACUGUACAAACAAAACUUAAUUAAUUUAAUUUAAUACAUUUUUUAAAAAUCAGGUUUCCCGCUCCUGUUGCCAACAUAUGUCCAUCUCUUCUGUUGUUGCCACAUUCUUUUUUCUUGAAAUCCUUUUAAAAUCCUCACUAGAUGUAGAUGGGCGUUGUUUUUUCAGUACUGGAAUGAAAAAUAUGGAGAAAUAUUUUCUGUUGCUAGCCCUUUCUUGCUAAAAUAGAACACUAUCAUUAUGUAAAUUUUCUUUCCCCUCUCUUCUACUUCACUUUUCAUUUCACGUUCCCCCUCUUUAUUUUUUGGAAGUGAAAGUAUGUGUGUAUAUCUCAUUCACUCAAUAUCAUUGUGGCCUAGUGCACGAUUCCUAGCUGUGCAUACCUUUCCCUGCUAUUCUCGCUUAAAUAGAGUGUUUCAUUCUAUUGUACAGAGCAGUUCAGAAGUGCAGCCGCUCCAAGGUGGCAGACGUGUGGUACUGAUAACUGCAAAAGCAUUAGGCUGUCUUGUGUCCAACUGGAAGACAAGGGUGGGUGAGGUGAACCUGGAAUCCAGCCAACAUUAUCUCUAGGCUUCUUGUUUCUAUCUUCUGCCAUGUUGAGCAGUUAAUGAGCUUACACCUUCCUCCUCUAUUCAACUCGCUCCCCAAUACUUUGGGAUUAGAAGUCCUCCUUUUUGCACUUAAUGUCUUCCCUUGACUCUUCUGCUCUUCAGAAAGAUGGCAGUGCUCGCCUGGGCCUUGUGGAGUUUCAGAUUUUGUGGAACAAGAUUAGGACCUGGCUGGUAAGAGAAGCAGACUUGGCUUGUGUGUGUGUGUGUGUGUGUGUGUGUGUGAGAGAGAGAGAGAGAGAGAGAGAGAGAGAGAGAGAGAGAUGUGCUCAACAGAACCUUCGGUGGGAGGAAGGGGCUUAAGGAUGGCAAGAGAGUGUGUGUGGAGGAAGCAGAACCUCAGCAUCAUCUUCUUUCUCUAUCAUGACAGAAUGUCUUUCGCCAACAUGACCUGGACAAGUCAGGCACUAUGAGCUCUUAUGAGAUGCGCCUGGCUUUGGAAACAUGUGGUAAGCAUGGAAGGGGAUGUUUCCAAACACUUUGGUGGUGGGUUGCUGGGAUCCUUAUCGGCUGCAGACCCUGACAUUGUGACUUUGCUAUGUAGUCUGAAUCCAUACCAGUCUCCUACAAUAGCAUUAUUUUCUAAUCGCUAUCCAGGGCUUUUUUUUGCCGAGGUGGGGGGUAGAAUUCAUUUCUCAGAAUCUGAACACAGAACCACUAAACAAUGCCAUCUGAGGAGGAGUGAUGGUCUUUCUUCUCGGACUUCCUGUGUGGAAGCAGUUCGGGCUUUAGUUUCUAGUGCCAUACCCCUACUGGAACAGCUUUGGAUUUGGCAGCAUUCAUCAGAACUGCACGUGGGUAGAAAACAAUAUUCUGUGACUUGAGAGCUAAAAUUCUCCUUCAGCAUUCCUUUUCUUAAAAAAAAUCAGGAAGGACAUUUGGCAACAUCUGUGUGGCCAAUAUAGGCGCAAUCUUAGACCAAUACAAUCAGCCAAAGAUGGUCCUGUGCCCUAUUCUCUUCACAAGUUUUCACACUCUUACCCCACCCCCCGGGGUGCAGUGAAUAUUGAACUGUUUUUUCUGGCCUUGACUCUUAUGCUGAACCUCAUUAAGGCAGAGAAGGCCUCCGUUUCUUUCAAGCUGGUUUAACACUCCCAUUUCUACCUUUUUAGGCUUCAAACUGGACAACAAGUUGCACCAAGUGGUGGUGGCACGUUAUGCUGACGAGUCACUGGGCGUGGACUUUGAUAACUUUGUCUGUUGCUUAGUCAAGUUGGAGACGAUGUUCAGUAAGUGGUUCUGAGAAGGGAGCCAUCUCUCUGGGCAAUCUGCCCAACGGCGUGUAGGAACAUGCCUUUAGGCCUGAAGUGCACACACUUGUAUUUCUCUAUUGGUGGCAGUUGGUAUAAAACGGCUAUCCCAGACAAACUGUUCUUUUGGGGUGUAGGUAACGGCUACACAGCUAUCACUCCUUAUUAAUUUCAGCUGGGCUUCUCCUUGAGAGAAAAGAGGAGGAAGUAGCUCCCUCCAGACAGGCCGCUGCUUGUGGUAGGCCUUAGAUAAUAUCUUAGAGGUUAUCACUUUCCUCUGGUGAUGGUUAUAUGGACUCAGAGGGGACAUAACACCCCCCACACACUUGGCUUGUCAGUGUUUCUGCUGUAAUGGACAUUCUGCCAACAGUGAGGAUCAAUUUGAGCCCCUCUUGGCUUUUGAAAUGUGACGGUGUUUCGCCUAAGGAUGUAACGUAUCCUGGUUCCUGGUAUACAACAGAUUCUCAGUGUACCAACUCCUUGCCAGGUUUUGAAGGGCAAGUCUCCUUUUGACAGGGUUUAGGUAGGAACAUGAUAAAUCAGGAGCCAAGAGCCACAUAUAGUUCACCGCUCUGACAAGAAGGAUAUUUUAACUAUGGCGAACAGGCCGCCAACUGAAUGCAUCAAGAAAAAUAAACAGGCAAGGAAAUUUAUGAGUAGGCAUUUUUAAUAUUCAUUGUGCCUACAAGCCAUUGAAGAUCAAUUCAGUGCUUACUGGAUUUAGCUGAGGCCCAAUUCCAGGCAUCCGUGGACAGGCCAUUUUGGAAGGGGUGGUCUGCCUGUGGAGCUCCAUCCCUAGAUAUGUUUGUCUAGUUCCUACUUGUUUUGUAUUUAAACAUCAAUUUAAAAGGAUCUGGAUUGCUCCAGCCUUUAUUUGUAAGUUUCCUUAGGGACCACCUUGAUGAGAACAGAUGGAACAGAAGUCCUUUCAGUGACUGAUCACCUUGUGUUUUCUCUUAAAACUCUGUAGGAUUCUUCAAUAGCAUGGAUCCUGAAGGCAGUGGGAGUGCUGUGAUGAACCUCGGUGAGGUAAGAAGACUGAGGCAGGACUUGAAAGGUGACAGAAAGUGCGUUCACAAUAUUGCAGCCUUGCUGUCCCUUUCAGAGCUCCUGUCAUGCGUUAAAUGUGCGGAGGGCACUUAAUUGAUUGCAUCAAACUAUUCAUUGGAAAGGUUGGCCACUGAGAAAUUGGAAGGGAUGAGAAGGUUGACAGCAGAAGGCUAGGCGGGGAGAAGUGACAGGAAUGAAGCCAGGGAAUGAAGAGGAAUAGCCCAUGUUUUUGCCAUGUUGUGUGGAGAGAACCAUUGUGUUUUGGUGAUGGGUUGAAAAUGGAGAAUAAAGGAGGAAGAGAAGAUAAAGGUCCAAGGCCUAGUGCCUUGUUAAUUUGGUGGCAAAGUGAGGCGCUAGUCUCAGACAGCUAAUAAAUGUAGGGAGACCAUGAAGGCAGCUCCCUGGCUGUUCCUGCUGUGUCCCUUAGCUAUGCCCUUCUACUGGAAGCCUGUUCUGCAACUCCUCAUCUAGUCUAUUGUCCUCAGACGUGGUGGAGGACAGUACUAAAGUAAGAUUCAACUGCCAAUCCAGUAGAGUUCAUUGGGGAGGGUACCAUCUUGUCCUUUGCCUUGGGUAGCCAAAUAUCUUGGGCCACGCCUGAGUCAGAUUUAGGUGGUGGGGGGAGCAGUUUAUGGUCCAGUUCUUCAUCUACCUUCUGGGCCCUCACAGGUGUACUCACUCUUGCUUUCCUUCUCUCACAGUGGCUGAUGUUCACAAUGUGCGGCUAAAGAAGAGACAGGCGUUUGCUGAGACGACCCUCUUGGACUGGGCUGCCCCAAGUGCCUCCCUUUACGUUAGGCUGACUGACCUAGGAUGGCCCAUUAUCCCUAUUUCUUCCUCUUACCUCCUCAUUCCCAAGCUCAGAGCCUGCUUCCAUUUUCCCCCUCCAUGAAACAGACACAGCCGGUACCCUGUGAUUUAAGCUCCCUUACAUCACUUAUUUAGGGGGAUCAAAAGCUCUUCUAUGGGAGCUGGGCAGAGAAGGAACAGCUCUUAUCCUGCUGUGAGUGUGGCUUGUGGUAACAGCAGCACUUAGGCGAUCAGGGGGUAGUGAGAGAAGCGCAUGGGUGCAUGUUGGGCCAUUGCAUGCAGACAUUUGUGUAGCUAUACCCUUUGCCAGGAGGAGGCCUGCCUGCCUUCACAGUUAUCAAAAGGAGGCAGGGGUGCGGUUGUGCCCUCUUCUCAAAGGUUGGCCUCUCCCUACUCACUGGCAAUUUGGAUCUUGCACAGAAAUCUUGCUUGUUCUCUCGCCGCUCUGAGCAUUGCAAGAUCCCCUGCUCUGCUUUUCUCCAGUAAACUCGGUGGCAGGAUGGAAAGGGAUCUGUGUCCUUAAUUUAACUCUCAAAGAGUUUUCUGAAGUGAUGGCAUGACCUCCAGAGCUGGUGCCAGAAGGGUGGUGAAGUCAGUGUUAUUUGUCAAGACCAAUAACAGGCCCCACUGCCCACAAGUGCCACCAUUCUCGCUUUGCACAGAACAUCCAUGGAAGUUGGAGGCACAGGAACAGAGGAAACUGCCUUGGUCCAUCUAGCACAGCAUUUGUCCACUAACUGGCAGUGUGGCUCUCCAAGUAUAUCCUCACUUUUACUAGGUGAUGCUGGGGAUUGCACCUGACACUUUCUGCAUGCAAAGCAGACACUGUCUACCACUGAACUACAGCAGUUUGGCAUUAGUGGGAGAGAGUUAUCUGUUUGCACGCUAGUCUCUUCUGAGUUAAGAACUGCACUGCAGCCUCCUUGAUACUUGCAUGCACACUGGUGAAAGAAGAGGGCUUUGGAUAACUUCACAUUUCUUCAGGUACCCAAAGCAUCAGAGUUCUUGCAUCGUUAGGACCCAGUACUCAGAAUAAGUAAUUCACGCUUUUAAAGGCCAAAUUUUCAAAACAAUAAAACAUCACAGCUGUGGCAGUGCUUUCAAUAUCAUUGUUACAUGUUUGGGCAAGAACCCUUUUUAAAAAGCAAAACCAAAGCAUUCAAGAGUUGGGGAGGACCCCGCAGGCUGCCUCAAGUGUCACAUGAACUUGAUGCAGUACCCCUAAUAGGUGAAAGGAUCCAGAAGUUAAGAAUGAAGGAUUCUGGCUCCUUGCACCUGAUGGGUUAGUGACAGCUGGGAGCACCUGGUACUGCUUUCUUGCUGGAUUUGUAAGCACAGGCUUGCCUAAUCAUUACAAGCCUUGUGGAAGCACUCUGACAAUAGUUUUAAAAGCAUAUAGUAAAUACACAGAUUAGCCUAAGCAAAGGGUGAAGUCCCUUGUUCUGAGGACCGUUCCCAUGCCUGCCUUUGACUUGCUCUGUCGCCUUGGCCAAGUCCUUUUUAUGCUUUUGCUUUUCCCUUCUUCUGAGUGGAAAAAUAGAUACAAAUUCGGGAGUGUGUUGCUCUUAUAUUGCUCAUUAAUGCUAAUGGCUACAGUGUAGUUGAAUGCAGUGCUGCCUCUUUCAUUCUUAUACCUUUCCAUCAAUUUCCUGUGAUGAGGACAAAGAUCCCCACUUAAUUGCAGUUCCAGCUCUCUGCAAGCCUUCCAGCCUAGCACUGUAGGCAGCCUGAGGCAGGAUUGGUUUUCUACUGCAACGUGUUCCCAAAAUGGCUGCCUCUCUUUGGAUUUACUAGUACAGAACAACUGCCAGCCUUUGGUGCUACUUUAGCAUGGAUCAGAAUCUCCACUCCCCGUUAAAAACGUCAUUGAGAAAAGUGGGGUGUGGUAGAGUCAUAAUAUAGCAAAGCUGUAUGAGAUGGGGAAAGGGAAAAUCUUAAAAGCCACCUGAGUUAUUGCAGUUGCCUGAUUUUGAUGUCAGUUGUAAUACCUGAAGCUAGUGGUAGGGAGGUUAUUCUUUGGAUUGCACCUGUAAUAGGUAGCACUUGGCCCAAGUCAUACCUCAUGCCUGGCUCCUGAAAAGGGGUUCUGAAUUUUGUGUCCUGAGCUAAACCAGGCAGAUUAAGAAAAUGGGAGUCUGCUUUGCAUAAAUUCUGUUUCUGAGGCUGAGAUUUUGAGAGGGCUAGGAUGCCCCAGUAAGGUCAGAGGCAGAUUAAACAAAACAUGGAUGUGAGGGUUUUGUGUAUCCAUUCAGGGCUGAGGUCAAGUACUUCUGAGAGCAGAAUACAGAGGCGUGUGCUGAAGGCGUAAGGGUUAGAAGCCCUACUCUGCCACCUCCAUGUGCAGGCUUCUCCAAACACUGCCAAUGCACUCCCAAGUUAAUCUCUUCCCCAUCUCUCUUUAAAAUUUGCCAAAAGAAAACUGAAAAUGUUCUGGAGGCCAAAUUCCCAUGCUGCAUUCUUCACUUGUCUAGCCCUUAGUCAUGCUGCUUAAUUCGUCACCCAUUUGAGAAUGUAAAAUGGGAGUUUUCUGAAGGGUACAUUCAAGCCAGCUUUGCACAACCCGGGCCACUUAAUGGAAAGGAGAUGCUUAGGUGAGAUGCAGCCAAAUUGGAUUUUUCAAAAAGGAACAGUAGUGAGUUCAGAUUCUACAGCAGGCAUCCCCAAACUCGGCCCUCCAGAUGUUUUGGGACUACAACUCCCAUCAUCCCUAGCUAACAGGACCAGUGGUCAGGGAUGAUGGGAGUUGUAGUCCCAAAACAUCUGGAGGGCUGAGUUUGCCUAUGCCUGUUCUAUAGUUCUUCCAUGUACUCUCAUUCUUUCCUGUCUAUAUCAUACUCUUCACUCCCAUGAGGGCAUUUCCAGCUUCUGGGUCUUUUCUUGCCUCCGUUGUGAGGAACCCACAUGUGGCAUAUCCUCCUGCCCCAUCACCAGCCCAAACCCCUUCAUGGCCCCUGUCUAUAUCCAGGCUGCUCGUGCCCUUAGUGCUUUGUUGCAGGGACCCACAACCACCUGCUGCCUUAGAAUUCCUGCAGAACUUGGCUGCAAUUAUAACCACUUCAGCUCAGAGAGCAGAGCUGCCUCCUCAGUCUGAUUUGCGACAUAUGUGAAAUAAUAAAUAAAGAUAUAUAUAUCAAACUA
This is a messenger RNA of Podarcis lilfordi (Lilford's wall lizard), 32037 nucleotides long. The record is from the annotation of a GenBank genome assembly. Lineage: Eukaryota; Metazoa; Chordata; Lepidosauria; Squamata; Lacertidae.